CAAUAUACAAUACUUCAUAUAUUCAUUCCAUAUAUAUUUCAAGCACCGUCAUGGCGGUCCAUAACGUCGACGGUUCGUCCAAAAUAUCGCGUAACGACAACAAACCUAGACAUGUUUCAGAUUCGACGCAGACUGAGGAUGAGCCCGUCAAAGCCCCCUCCGGAGUCAGAAGACCGCCACAUCCCAUGAAGACAGCUGGUCUCUUCUCCAAACUAUUUUUCAUUUGGAUGUUUGACUUCUUCCGUCGGGGCUACAAGAGACCUCUUGUUGAAACAGACUUGUAUGACGUUCUGCCUGACGACUCCGCUGGAGUCGUGGUUGGUAAACUCGAGAGGGAGUGGAAUAAAGAAAUUAAGAAAAGCGAAGCCACAGGAAGGCCUCCGUCUCUUCGAUGGGCGUUGGUUAGAGCUUUUGGCUGGCAUUACAUGAUACACGGCUUGCCUGCAUUCAUUGAGGAGGUCGUCUUGAAGAUGGCCCAGCCAGUGAUGCUGAGUCGUCUGGUUCUGUACUUCUCCACGGACCUCGUGUCGACCACGGAAGCAUACUUGCAAGCAUUGGGCAUGUCCUUGUCUUCCCUUCUCGUACUCAUUACCCACCAUGCCUGCUUCUUCGGUUUUGCUAUCACGGGAAUGAGGCUUAGGACGGCCUGCUCGGGUAUCAUCUUUAGAAAGGCCUUGAGACUCAGCAACCUAGCUUUAGGAGAAACGACAAUCGGUCAACUGGUCAACAUCUUAUCCAAUGACGUCAACAGAUUCGAUUUGGCCGUUAGGUUCCUCCACUACUUCUGGAUAGCUCCUCUUCAGCUUAUUAUUGUCGUAGCUCUAGCUUGGAGGGUAAUAGGAGUGUCUUGCCUCGCUGGGAUCUCCAUUUUGAUCUUCAUGGCACCCCUGCAAGGAUACAUGGGGAAACUAUCUUGCAAACUGAGAUCCAAAACGGCCUUGUUGUCGGAUGCAAGGAUCCGCGUCAUGAAUGAAGUGAUAUCUGGCAUGCGCGUCAUCAAGAUAUACGCGUGGGAACACUCGUUUGGAAAACUUGUCGCCGAAAGCCGAGCAAAGGAGGUACGGAAGAUAUUACAAAGUGCAUAUUUGCGCGCGCUGAUAGAAGCCCUACUGUUCGACGGCCCUCUGUUGACGACAUUCAUCUCAUUUAUCGUCUACGCCUCUCUGGGAAAUCCUGUCACGCCCUCUAAGGUCUUCCCCGUCCUCGCACUGUUCUUCAGCGCCAGGAUUUGCCUGUCCAUCUUUUUCCCACUCUCGGUCAUGCACGGGUCGGAGGGACUUGUCUCCAUCCAAAGGAUUCAGAAUUUUUUGCUGAUGGAGGAGCUUCAGAGACACGCAAACGAGCCUCACAAGAACGUCAUUGAUGAUGCGUUCCUUGAAGAACCCACGAUUAUAUUGGACGAGAUCAAAACACAUGGUAUCCCUCAGAAUGAUGAGUCGCACAUCUCUGAGCAUCCAAACAGUGCUCAAGCAAAAAACACCAAUUGUCUGAUUGAGUCUGUGGACAAUGGUGAGUUGGGAGGCUACCUAGGACCUGCCGCAAACGAGGAAGAAGAGGAACCGUACGAGCCUAAUCUUCAUGCGAACGACCCUGAUACUGAGACAGAAGAUGGGGCCCGGAUUGUCGUGGAGAACAUGUACGGAUCUUGGAACAAGGACACCAGCAACACUAUGCUCCAAGACGUCAGUUUUUGCAUACAGGCAGGUGAGCUGCUUGCAGUCAUUGGGCCUGUUGGGUGUGGCAAGUCUUCGCUUCUGAUGUCCCUUCUGGGAGAGAUGCCUACUGUAUCAGGAGUUAACGUCUUGAAUGGUCGGGUUGGCUACACGGCUCAACAGCCCUGGAUCCUUUCUGGCUCGCUAAGGGACAACAUCCUCUUCGGCAGCGAAUACCAGCAGACCAAAUACCAGCGAAUCAUCAAACAGUGUGCGCUAACCAGAGAUAUCGAACUGCUUCCUGAUGACGACCUGACGCUGGUUGGUGAGCGUGGUGUGACCCUUAGUGGAGGUCAAAGGGCAAGGGUUAGCCUGGCCAGGGCCUUGUACAGUGAUGUCGAUGUGUAUCUACUAGAUGAUCCUCUGAGUGCAGUAGAUCCAGCAGUUGGUAGACACCUCUUUGAAAUGUGCAUUCUCCAUGAAAUGAGGGACAAAGCUGUGAUCCUUGUCACCCAUCAGCUUCAAUUCAUUGACAAGGCUGACAAGAUUCUCAUCCUUAAGGAGGGCAAGGUGGCUGGAUACGGAACCUACCAAGAGCUGCAGGAAGACGGCAUGGACUUCGCUGCCCUCUUGAAGAAGAAGUCUGAAGAUGGUGAUUACGAUGGAGCGAAUGAGCAGGAUGUAAAUCCUGAACGACUUGACGACACGUUGUCCAUCUGUUCAGAUGUCUCGUUUUACCCAGACAGACAUGGGGUUGAGACACCUGUUGAUAUCGCCCCGGAGGAGAUGGCGGCCGGCACUGUGGAUUGGAUGGUGUACAUCCGGUUCUUCAGAGCUGCUGCAGGUGUCAUCUUUCUGCUCGUCUGGGUCAUUGUCGUAGUCGGUGCACAGGCAUUGCUUUCUUACGCGGAUGUCUGGCUAGCGAUGUGGGCAAACGAAGAAGAGAAGGAUCUAGUGGACAGGAAUAUUACAAGUCAGUAUAAUCAGGACGGUAUGGAGUACGAGAACCGGUCAUACUACAUCAGGAUAUACGCCAUCUUGUGUGGAGCUACCACCGCCACCUUGUUUCUUCGCGCCUUCCUGUUUUUCCAUGUGUUUGUAACAGCCUCAAAGACCCUUCACAAACAGAUGUUUGGCUCAAUCAUCAGAGCGCCCAUGCAGUUUUUUGAUACAAAUCCUGUGGGUCGGAUUCUGAAUCGCUUUGCUAAAGAUAUUGGCUACAUGGAUGACGUUUUGCCAUCUACAUUCACUGAUUUUCUUCAGAUCACUUUGAGUACCAUUGCUAUUGUCAUCCUGAUCUCCAUCUUCAAUCCUUUUUGCCUCGCUUUCACAUUGCCGAUUGGCAUCGUCUUUCACUUCACGAGGAGGUACUACCUAGCCUCCUCUCGCGACGUUAAAAGAUUAGAAGGAAUAGCUCGCAGUCCGGUAUUCUCCCACCUGUCAGCCACCCUGACUGGUCUGAGUACCGUCCGCGCCUUCAAGGCUCAGCAGCGAUUCACUGCGGACUUUGACGGGUACCUGGACGGCCACACUAGGGCCUGGUUCCUCUUCCUGUCCACGACUAACUGGUUCGGUGUACAGCUGGAUUUCUUCAAUGUGUUAUUUAUUUCCGGAGUCAGUUUGACCUGUAUCCUGGCCGCAGAUCUUCUUGAUCUGAGCUCUGGCAUUGUCGGUCUCUCCUUGACGUAUGCGAUGGGUCUCAUGGGGGAGUUCCAGUGGGCGGUGCGACAGAGUGCAGAGUUAGAAAACCAGAUGACGUCAGUGGAACGUGUUUGCCAGUAUAUCGAUAUCAAACCGGAGGCACCAUUGCAAACCGAUCACAAGCCACCUCCAGACUGGCCACAAGAUGGCGCCAUUACGCUCCAAGAUGUCUCUCUGAGAUACAGUGAUAACGGGCCACUGGUACUACACGAAAUUACCUGCGCCAUCAGGCCAAAUGAAAAGGUGGGCAUCGUAGGCCGGACAGGAGCCGGCAAGAGUUCCCUGAUGACAGUGUUGAUGAGACUGGCUGAGCCCACAGGUACCGUAAUGAUAGACGGUAUCAACACAGGCCUGAUAGGACUGCAUGACCUCCGCAAGAAAGUCUCAUUCAUCCCACAGGACCCAGUUUUAUUCAGCGGAACACUUCGCAAGAACCUGGAUCCUUUCAGUGAACACUCGGAUUCUGAUAUAUGGAGGGCUGUUGAAGAGGUUGAGUUGAAACCAGCGAUUGAGGAGCUACCGGACAAGUUGGAGGCAGUCUUGACCGAGGGAGGCACUAAUUUCAGUGUGGGUCAGAGACAGCUACUGUGCCUGGCUAGGGCUAUCCUACGCAAGAACAAGAUCCUCAUAGUGGACGAAGCCACAGCCAACGUGGACAUCAGAACUGACCGCUUGAUUCAGGCAACCAUCAGACGGCGGUUCAAACACUGCACAGUUCUGACAAUAGCUCAUCGUCUCAACACAAUCAUGGACUCGGACAAAGUUAUGGUGCUUGACGCAGGGCAGCUCAUCGAGUUUGACGAGCCUUACGUUCUGCUUCAGAAGGAAGACAGUAUCUUCAGCAAGAUGGUGCAAGAGACCGGCAAGGCAGAGGCAGUCAAACUCCUGCAGAUCGCCAGAAAGACAUCAUCGACCCUGAAGACGUUGACAAACCCGUCUACUUCUAAACCUUAAUCAAGGUGUAUCUUUUCGGCUGAGACGGGAGACAAAUUUCCAAAGUAUUAUAUUCAGAACAAAACGGAUUUAACUGGAACCAUGUAGUGCAUUUUAAUUAAUUAAAUAAUUCAUUAAUAAUUAUGAAACCUUAAGAAAACUUAUAUAGCGCCGGUAUCAGCCAAUUUAACGAUCAUGGCGCAUUCUACAUCAAUAAACAAUAACUGUACGAUUUGCACAACCAAAAUAAGUGAAACUCCAACUGAAAAACCAAAGGUGAACAUAUUUGAUUGGUGAGAAGAUUUAAAUGCUACAAUGAGGAAGUUUGUCGUGGUUGAACUGGUUGCUUGUUCCGGAGUUCGGGGUGGCGUGAGAGAAUGAACGAUCCACCAAUAAGUGAUAGGUCCAGGGAACAGUCAACUGUGUUGUUUUAGCUCAACGAAAGCUACGUGAUGGUCUGUAUUGUUGGCUGAAAUCUGACAUGUAAACUGGUGCGGGUCCAUGGAUGGUUUGAAGACAAGGAGGAGAAUCUUGAAAGCGACGGGAAAAUUAAUAGGUAGCCAGAGGAGUGAUUUCAAUGCAGGUGCUAUAAUUAACUAUGCAUAAACACGUGAGGCAGUUUACCAUUCCAAUAGGCCUUUAUUAGGGUAUGUCAUCUCAAAAAUCAAAGCAAGGCAUAUAACACUAUCAAUCAAUCAUUCAUUCAUUCAUUCAUUCAUUCAUUCAUUCAUUCAUUCAUUCAUUCAUUCAUUCAUUCAUUCAUUCAUUCAUUCAUUCAUUCAUUCAUUAAGUUACAAUUACAUCACAUACACAUACAUAAACAACAUACACAUUACUACAAGGGAUAUCAACAUUAAGAUUAAACCCGUUAUACAAAAUGAAUUGAUAAGUAGUUAUUCAGAAAGUGAGCUCUAUAUUUGUAUCCAAUAAAUGAUUGACUGUAAACAUUUUUUAAAGAAGUAUCCAGUGAAUUCCACAGUUUGGGACACUAAUGUUAAGGUUGGCGUAGUGGUACUUUCCUCGCCUUCCACCGCUGUGACCCGGGUUCGAAUCCCGCCUAGCUGGGCCAAUAUGUGGAUUGGGUUUUCAGUCCCUACCUGAUUCCGUGGGUUUUCCUCAGAA
Patiria miniata (bat star) is the source of this 5408-nucleotide messenger RNA. Its product is annotated as multidrug resistance-associated protein 4-like. Gene Ontology annotation, biological process: monoatomic ion transport; transmembrane transport. Gene Ontology annotation, cellular component: plasma membrane. Gene Ontology annotation, molecular function: ATP hydrolysis activity; ABC-type transporter activity; ATP binding. The record is from RefSeq and is a predicted model, not a curated record. Bases 51 to 4307 code for a protein of 1418 amino acids. The transcript is spliced from 27 exons. NCBI's taxonomy places the organism in Eukaryota, Metazoa, Echinodermata, Asteroidea, Valvatida, Asterinidae.